CUCUCUACAAUUUCAAAAUUUUUCAGUUAGUUCUAUGCGAGCAAUGAAGCUGUGUUUUGCCUUCGUUUUAUCCAUCACUUGCUUGGUUUUCGGCCAGAAGGCUCAACCCUGCAUCACUCAUGACUUUAAAAGUCUGGCCAAUUGUUAUGAACCAAAAUUUGCUCCACUCUUCGACAACAAGAGUGCUGAAUACAAGGCUGCUUUUCGUUCUUGCAAGGGAAACGCAGACACGACCAACUACAUGACCCAUUUUAUGUUGAGUAAGCUUUUCAACAAGAAAACAAAUAUCCUUGAUCUGUCCUUCAAAAAUGCAAAUGACCAAAUGUCCUCACAAAGCUGCGUCUACGAGUGUCUUAUGAUUCAAUUAGGAAUAUUAAAUGCUGAUGGGACAUAUGACGAAGCGGCUUUUGACGAAGCAGUUUUUAAUGACCAAGCUCAAGAUCCGUUUUGGAGCGAAAGAUUUGGAAUUAUUGAUCAAUGUCUGCCGCUGAUAUCAGAACUUAGUUUGCCAAAGAUUGCGUCCAAAAAUAAUAAGAAAUCGUGCGACCCGAAGUGGUUUCUGGCAACCCAGUGCAUCAUCCAGAAAUCGUGGAUUAACGUCUUAGAGGAAAUUUCUGUGGCAGAUCUAGAACCUUCAAACGUUUUUACAAAGUGGAAAAGCAACAAAAUGUGCAGUAAUUCUCUGCAAAAGCUUAAAGAAUGUAGCGCUGAGAAUCUAUACACAAGCACAAGGAUCAAAUUGCGACAGUAACUUUUCUCUUUAUCCUUUGAAAUUAAUUAAAUUAUUUUUGGCAAUAAAAAAUUUAAAAAAAAAAAUGGAAAUCUAUAAUGUCUCCCCUAUACUUAUUCAAAUUAUUUUGAAUCAAUCGGGAAACAAGUUUCUUCGAUUGGAAGAAAAUGUUAUAUAAUUAAAAUUUUGUACUGUUUGCCUGAUAAUCUGCUGAAAUUAUUGAACCGUUAAAUUUUGUAUUCAAUUAGUUUCGAAGCAAAAUUUUGGGUGAAAGUUAAAUUUCGAAAUG
Neocloeon triangulifer is the source of this 1019-nucleotide messenger RNA. RefSeq lists its product as uncharacterized. The transcript is spliced from 8 exons. The record is from RefSeq and is a predicted model, not a curated record. Gene Ontology annotation, molecular function: odorant binding. NCBI's taxonomy places the organism in Eukaryota, Metazoa, Arthropoda, Insecta, Ephemeroptera, Baetidae. The coding region runs from base 35 to 751 and encodes 238 amino acids.